Xenopus tropicalis (tropical clawed frog) is the source of this 5705-nucleotide messenger RNA. RefSeq names its product B cell CLL/lymphoma 9 like (gene bcl9l). The coding region runs from base 435 to 4283 and encodes 1282 amino acids. Gene Ontology annotation, biological process: canonical Wnt signaling pathway. The record is from RefSeq and is a predicted model, not a curated record. Gene Ontology annotation, molecular function: transcription coactivator activity; beta-catenin binding. Gene Ontology annotation, cellular component: nucleus. NCBI's taxonomy places the organism in Eukaryota, Metazoa, Chordata, Amphibia, Anura, Pipidae. The transcript is spliced from 8 exons.
GCUCUUAUUUUGACAGCGGGCAGCCUAAGUGGCUGGAGGAUCCUGUGUCUUCUCUGUACCGAGAGGAAAGGAACGUGGGGGGGAUUAAAGCUGCUCUGGGGGAUCGGGAAAGGAACCCAGGGGGCACAGAUUAAUAUAUCCUUUGCAGCCCAGCGGCCAAGUCUGAGACGGGGUUUGAGGAGCAGGCUGCUUAUAUGCCCUCAGACACCGGUAUUCCUGAGAAGGGGGCAGGAUGAGAGGGGAUGAUGCCUGGCUCGCCUCAGUGGCGACUGUUUUAUCUGCUCUGCCCCCAUCUGCCAGGCUUUGAGUGUGGAAGCCUAGCGACACUAUACAGCAGGCUGGAGAGAGCGAGAUAUGGGAGGCCGAGGAGGAGAAGCCUGAGGAAGGUUCUCUGAUUCCUUCCCCUGUCACCAUAUCUUGCUACGCUUAGUCCGAUGCACCCUGAAAGCAAAGUGGCCAAUCAUGGAAAUGUUUCCAGCAGUGGUGUAAAGUCACAGACUCCAAAUGUGAACCAGGGGACCAAAGGGGCUGGGCUUCUUAGCCCCAAAGCCAAUAAUGCCUCUCCAAGUGGAGUAGGUCUGAUAAGUGGACAGAAUCAGGGGUCCAACCAGGCUAAAGGGCAAAGAGAUCCAGCUGGAGAUGUGGGUGAGCAAGGAGAAACAGGCCCCGCCCCUCUGGAGCAACACCCCAAAGGAGAGUUGCCUUCCCGUAGUAAGCGUCGCUGUGUCUUGGAACGAAAGCAGCCAUAUAGCGGAGACGAGUGGUGUUCAGGAGCGGACAGCGAGGAGGAUGAAAAGACCCAUGCUGUCACCCGCAACUGCAGUGCAGGUGAAUCAGUUAUGUCUACACCAACAUUACCAGGCUCAGGAUCUGCUUCUCUUCCUGGGAUUAACGACACUAGUUCUUCUAGCACCUCCCAUGGAGUUGGCCCCAGCCUGCGUGGGGAUGGUGGAGGGUCCUUAGGUCCUUCCAAAACCCCUUCACAAUGUGUUUAUGUCUUCACAACAUUCUUGGCAAACAAAGCAGCAGAAGCUGUUUUACAAGGACGUACUGACUCUAUCCUGAUUUACCACAAGCAAAAUGUGCCCCGUAGAAAGCUGGAUGAGGUUUUAACCCAAAAACCUUCAAGUACCCAAGAUCCUGGAGAAACGCUUCCUGUACCAAGCCUUCCCACUUCUGCACUACAAAAAUCAACAGAAGACCCUUCACCUGCACCUGGUCAGGGUCCUGCAACAAUAGUAUCGCAGGAAAUCGGUACUGAUGAGACAAACCAAGAGUUAACUCCGCUAGGUAAUGGCAGCAGUCACCCUGCCAGUGGACACUCUGAUCCACCACCACCCCUGUCCCAACCACCCAGCACUCUCUUACCUGGGGAUAAUGCACAUUUGGGUGAUGCUAACCAGGGAGACAGUGUGACAUUAAGCACAGAAGGUCUCUCUAAAGAGCAGCUUGAGCAUAGGGAACGCUCUCUUCAGACGCUUAGAGACAUUGAAAGGUUGCUUCUCCGAAGUAGUGCAGCCAAUGAAUCCUUUCAAAAGCACACCUCAAGCACCGGUGAGGGACCUGCCAACACUCCAGGUCAUAUUAAGAAAUAUGAAGAGCCUUUGCAAUCGAUGAUAACACAGACACAGAGCUUGGGGGGUCCAGUAAUGGAACAAGAUCUGGCAGGCAACCAAACUGGGCCUGAUAUGGGGCACCAGAUGAGCCUCUUGAUGCAGAGGAUGGGUCAUGACAGUCUCACUCCAGAGCAAGCUGCAUGGAGGAAAUUGCAGGAAGAAUAUUAUGCAGAGAAAAGGAGAAAAGAGGAACACAUUGCUAUACAUGGAAGAUCGGGGCCUGAAAUUAUUCUUCGGGGACCACCUCCACCUUAUCACAGCAAACCUGGAGAGCAGUGGCCUGGUAAUCGUUUACAAGUACCCAUGGAGGGCCAAGAAUCAAUGCAGCUUCGGAGUGGGGGAAUGCCAUUUCAAGGUCCACGUUUCUCUGGCAGAUAUGGAGCCAUGCAAAAUAUUCCUUUGGAUGGAGUGGGAGUCAUGUCAAGACCAGCUCGCUGGGGUGAGGAUAUGCCACCCAUUGAUGGAGGGCAAAGUAACUUUGCACAAAUUGGUAUGGCAUACUCUGGAGGUAUCCAAGGGGAAAUGGAAAGGUUUCUUAACCCUCGUGCCCGUGAGGAACUGCUGCGACAACAGUUGAUAGAGAAGCGUCCAGGAGUUAUGCAAAGGCAACUAUCCAUGCCUUGUGGGCAGGGAAUUGAAAUGAUGAUAACCCACAGGCAAGGUGACCCUUCCAUGUUCCCUGGAGAAACCAUGGGAGCAGGUUCUGCUGUGGGCAUGGAAUUUGGGAUGUCUAGAGGAAUGCUGAGUCCUACCCUUGUUCAGUCAGGUACAGGGAGGGAAAUUGACCCUACAAUGGGAGGAGGAAAUCUUAAUAUGAACAUGAGUGUGAACAUGAAUAUGAACCUUAACCUCCAAAUGGCUCCACAGCAGCAAAUGCUUCUGCCCCAAAAAAUGAGGGGAGUGGGAGACUUAAUAAAUUCCCAGGGAGGUGUUGGUUCAGAGGAUUUGGUGCGGACAGCACGAGCACAAAAUGGAAGUGGCAUGGUUGGGGGACCCCAGAAGAUGAUUCCUGGCCAAUUUCCUCAAGGACAGGCAGGGUUUCCCCCAGGGCAAGGUUCAUAUCCUGGCAUGCAGCAGGAGAUCAGUAUGGACAUAUUUGGACCAGAUCAAGGGCCAGUGGUGGGCACUACAAGGCUUAGCCACAUACCAGUUUCCUCCACACCUGGUACCACUACUUCAGGUAUUGGGUUAGAUCACAUGGCUACCAGCAGGAACUUGGUCCGUAGAACUACAGAACUUACAGUAAAUGCAAACCAAAUGGAAUCUCCUGUUAUAAGCCACAUUAAAUCCCCACACCAAGGUCAGAUUCAUUCACCCAUUGUUUCUUCCCCUUCCUCUAACCUAAAGUCUCCCCUAACUCCAGGAAAUCAAAUGGGUGGCUUGCCUCUGUCCAACCCUCCAGAUUCUCUCAAGUCACCCCAGGUGUUGGGCUCAUCAAUUAGUGGACGCUCACCAAAUGCCUCUCCUGGAAGGCUAAAGUCACCACAGAUGAAUGCACCUUCUCCAGGGUGGGCUUCAUCUCCUAAAGCCACCAUAUCCAGCCCUGGUAUACCAUCAAGCAAGCAGGGAAUGGGCCUAAAUCCUACAGCAUCUCUUGGUGUUAUGGAUCAGGAUGGACUUACUUCUCAAAAUCCUUUGUCCUUAAUGAUGUCCCAGAUGUCCAAAUAUGCUAUGCCUAGCUCUACUCCACUGUAUCAUAAUGCCAUCAAAACCAUUGCCACCUCGGAUGACGAGCUUCUUCCCGACCGUGUACUCCUACCACCAGGAAAUCAACACGGCUCUACGAUGAAUCCUCCUAUAUCUUUGCACUUAAACUUGAACUCCUCACAAAGCCCCAUAGGGAGCAUAAAUAUUCCAGGACAGUCAACUCUUUCUCAUGAGCCACCAUCUCUUCUCGCUGCCCCUGGGCCUCCAAUGCAUCCAUCAAUUGGACCCUCCAUGCAGAACCCUUUAUUAAUUUCCUCAGUAACACAAGAUCCUUGUUGCCCUGGUCCUGGCACACAAAUGAUGUCCUCCAACCAGCUGGUCUUCCCAUCACGCUUGCAGCCUGGGCACCAAGGAGGGGGAGGCAGCUCCAUGCAACACCAUUACACAGAUGACACAACUUCCCAGGCACGUUUACCCCACAGGAUGUCAGAUCCUUAUGGCCAUGUUCUGCCUUCAGUGCUUACUGACCCAGAGUUGGGAGAGGUCAUUCGACCAUCAGCCACUGGCAUCCCAGAAUUUGACUUGUCAAGAAUCAUGCCCUCAGAGAAACCCAGCAGCACUUUGCAGUACUUUCCUAAGGGGGGUACACAGACACCAAAACCACAUCCAACGAACAUGCACCUUCUGGGACUUCAGAAUAUGAUGACUGAACAACACCCAGGCCGUUUAGGACCAAGUCUUCCAGGCCCACAGCGAUCAAUUGGAAUGCCCUCACUUCCCACCAUGGGCAGGACAGGGAUGGUGCCUCCACCACAGAUGGUGCAACAGAACUUUAUGAUGAUGAAACAGAGGAGUGUAUCAGGGGAGAUGUACCCACAGGGUGCUCCAAUGUUAUCUCCCCAAGGCCCUCUUGGUGGGCACUUGCCUGGACAGCAAAGCAUGUUGGUUGGACACCAAAUGAGGCAGCGCAGUGUCUCCUUGGAUACCUAUAUCGCAGGGCCUGGGCACCUACCAUUCUAACAGCAGAGAAUUGCCAACACCAACUCCCUCUGGUAGCUCAUCAGUGCCAACUUCCCUUGCCAGCUUCUCUCCUAAGUGCCAACUUAUUUUUUCUCAACUUUCUUGCUAAUAUUUAAUUUACUACAUCCUUCUGUACUAAAAGAUAAAGUAAUUAUUUCUCAUUUUCCUACCCUUUCCAAUUCCACAUCUUUGCUGGAUAUCAAUGAACUUUCCUACUAUCCUAAUCUUAAAUUAGAAAGUUCGAUUGCUUUGGUCAACCAAGAGUGACAUUGAAGUUACGCAAAUGUCUUUUCCUAAUUCUAGGUUUUCUUUAGCCCGCUAUCUGUGACUUGUUUUUAUUGCUGCUUUUUGUACCAGUCAUUUUACUGUUAUGCUCCUUUUUACAGUUUUUUUUUUUUUGCACCAUUACUCAUUUUAUUUUUUAUUGGCAUGUUCCGUUAGUGUUUGUUUUCUUUUUUUUCUGUUAGAAUUUUCUAAAUUUGUUUUAUAUUAUAAUUAUAAGGAAUUGCUGGCACAAACAAGCCAGGCCUGUCUUUGGUGCUGGUGGGUGAAGGGGUUUAUUAGAACAUGUCACCACCUUAGGCUGCCCCUCCAUUCUUUGCUGAUAGAUACACUCGGCGUGCAUUACAAGUAUUUACAGAAGCAGUGGGGCAACCCCCUCUUAUCUUUUUAUUUCAUUGCACCCUAGGCACUGACCCAUGGGUUCCAAUAUAGAAACUACAUCCUUGCAUAGGGCUAGGAGCAAAGCAUACUUUAUUGGGGCCUCAUAAUUAUAUGAAGUAUGACUUCCAAUAUGAGUUCCGUAAGCAAUUAUUGUACAACUUGCAGCUUCCCCAAGGGCCUGACUGUUAUAAAGUAUCAUUGUUGCAAUUUUGUUCUAGAGUCUAUUAUCUCUGCAACUAUGAGAACUGAGGCACUAACUGCACAGUCAGGAAGUAAAUUUAUGGAAUAAAGCUGUUCCUCUAAAGGCCCCAAUAAAUGCAAUGUCAGGGCAGUUGCCCUUGCUUCACAACCCCUAAAGACAACUCUGCCAUGAUCAGCUGUGGCCAAAGACAAAAAGGACAUAAUUUUAUUUUAACUGUAAAUGAAAAUUCAUAGUAUUUCACCCUUUUAUGUACCUUGGUUCUUAUGUCUGUCCAUUCAGAUUUCUACCCUACGCUUUCCUUCUGCAUCACUCAGUCUCAAAUAUUACAAUUGGUUUGCCUUUAUCCAUACUAAACUACUGGCAGGGAGUGUGUCAUUUCGUCUUGAAUGCGUUGGGAGAUGGGUGCCAUGUCUUAUCUCUGCUCAGCAAUGUCUCAUCAUCUGUAUAUCUUUGUGAGUGUGGCAUUUUUUUCUUUACUUUUUUUAAUUAAAGCAGUCAAAAUGUGCAACACGUUUUGAUGUAAAUAAAACAAAUGUAAAUAUAAGAGGUGAAAUCUG